AGCUGUUCCUUUCCCUUCAAUUUUACAUUAUUCCAGUCCAGAUGGGUUUCUUGUAUUAUUUGACUAUAUCAUCAUUUACGAAUGAACUCUUCUAAUAGCUUUUCCUUCCCCCACCCCACCCCUUCGCCUCCUCCUUUUCCGAAACAGAUAUUCAAUCAACUGACCAAUUUCCCAAUCCUUUUGAUCAUCGCCAUCGUCUAACCACACGCGAUCCCCAAAUAAUCGCUUCAAUCAAUCUCAAACCCAAUUGAAGAAUUUAUUUUCUUCUUGAUCUGAAUUGCUGCAUCUAUUGUGGGGAUUUCUCAUAGCAGAUGCCUCGUGGGUCUUGAGCAAAUUCGGGCCCUUUUGCAUGCUUGAUGUAAGAUACUUGCGCAACUCAUAACUUAAAGGUGCUGUAUAGAACCUCAUUUUGUUAGCUGGUUCUCUUUUCAAGUUGAAUCAAUUAAAUUUCGAUUCUGCCAAGUUAGGGCACUGCUGAAGUAAAGUGGUGCCCAUGGAUGCCACUGCUGGUGAAUCAUCGAGCAUUCAAUGUCACAACAUUUCCGAGCAGACAACCACUUCACUUGUCCCCUGUCCCAUAACAUGGCAGAGGCAGCAGCGUCAUUGCUUUGGAAAUGCUAGCCCGGGAGAGUUCCCAUUAUCUGCCAACCCUUCCAUUGUUCUCCAUUUCCUCACUGCCUGCAACAUAGAUCCGCAAGAUCUUGCAAAACUUGAGGCAACUUGUUCCUUCUUUAAGCAGCCUGCGCACUUUGCACCUGACCAUGAUCUCUCGCUGGCAGAGCUUGCAGCGCUCGAUAUGUGCCAGAAGAGAGCCAUAUUUAAGAGAAUGACAAGGGAACAACAACAAAAUUUGAAGCACAUAUGUGGCGGAUCUUGGAAACUAGUCUUGAGGUUCUUGCUGGCUGGAGAAGUGUGUACUAGGAGAGAGAAGUCGCAAGCAAUAGCCGGUCCUGGUCACAGUGUUGUUGUGACUUCUAAAGGAGCUGUGUAUUCAUUUGGUGCUGGAAGCUGUGGACAGCUAGGACAUGGUGCUAUGAAUGAGGAGUCACAGCCUCGCCUGCUUAGAUCUCUACAGGGUAUUCGUAUAAUUCACGCUGCAGUUGGGGCUGGUCGGACAAUGCUAACAAGUGAUGCUGGACAAGUAUAUGCCUUUGGAAAAGAUUCCUAUGGUGAAGCUGAAUAUGCGUCGAUAGGAAAUAAAUUUAUUUCCACACCUCAGCUAGUGGAAUCUUUGAAAGGUAUAUUUGUGGUUCAAGCUGCAAUUGGAAAUUUCUUUACAGCUGUUUUGUCAAGAGAGGGCACAGUUUACACAUUUUCAUGGGGGGAUGAAAGCAAGCUCGGCCAUCAAACUGAGCCGAAUGAUUUGGAGCCUCGUCCAUUGUCAGGGACCCUUGAAAAUAUCCCAGUGGUUCAAAUUGCAGCUGGAUACUGCUACCUUCUUGCUUUGGCUUGUCAACCGAGUGGCAUGUCAGUGUACUCAGUGGGCUGUGGGUUGGGUGGAAAGCUCGGGCAUGGCGGUAGAAAUGAUGAGAAAACACCAAGAUUGAUUGAACAGUUCCAGACAUUGAAUCUUCAGCCAGUGGUUGUGGCAGCUGGUGCUUGGCAUGCUGCCGUGGUUGGGAAAGAUGGAAGGGUGUGCACGUGGGGCUGGGGCCGGUAUGGAUGCUUAGGACAUGGAAAUGAAGAUUGUCAAUACACUCCAAAGGUGGUUGAAGCACUAGGCAAUGUCAAAGCUGUUCAUGUUGCUACUGGUGAUUAUACCACCUUUGUGGUUUCUGAUGGCGGAGAUGUUUAUUCCUUUGGCUGUGGAGUAUCUUCAAGUCUCGGACACAAUGCUGAUGCCGCUGGUGGCGAUGAUGAUGAUGAGCAGGGAAAUAGGCGAACAAAUGUGUUACAGCCAGAGCUCGUAACGUCACUAAAGCAGGUGAAGGAAGGCGUUGUGCAGAUAAGCCUAACAAAUUCCAUAUACUGGAAUGCUCACACAUUUGCUCUCACCGACUCUAACAAACUCUAUGCAUUUGGCGCCGGAGACAAAGGACAGCUCGGGGUUCAACUUGUCGAGAAUCAAUCUGAGAGAGCAAUGCCAGAAUAUGUAGCCAUUGAUCUCAAUUGAACAACAAUGUUGGGAUCUUUGCUAGAUGGUUAAAAGUGAUUGAGUGUCUCAUCAUCACCUUACUCUGGAUUAUGUAUGUCCCUGAGAUACUGCUAUUUGUGUAUAUAUCACCAUGAACAGUGCUUGUGAAGAAAGUAGGUUUUCUUAGGAGCUGCUGCUACAGAAUUAGCCUCUUAGGAAUUUUAUUUAUUGACUCUUUUAUCUUGUCUGGUUGGAUUCAAGCAGUAAAUAUUCUGGUUUAGCUUGUUUGAAA
Andrographis paniculata is the source of this 2366-nucleotide messenger RNA. RefSeq names its product ultraviolet-B receptor UVR8. The transcript has 7 exons. The coding region runs from base 494 to 2113 and encodes 539 amino acids. The record is from RefSeq and is a predicted model, not a curated record. Lineage: Eukaryota; Viridiplantae; Streptophyta; Magnoliopsida; Lamiales; Acanthaceae.